GCCUGCGCGUUGUCCGGUGUCGUGUCGCACUAUGGGCGUCCGCGCGGGCUGAGCCCCCGCCGUGACGGAAAAAUGAGUGGUGGGUUGGCACCAAGCAAAAGCACAGUGUAUGUGUCCAAUUUACCCUUUGCUUUGACAAACAACGAUCUAUACAGGAUAUUUUCAAAGUAUGGGAAAGUUGUCAAAGUUACUAUUAUGAAAGACAAAGACACCAGGAAGAGCAAAGGAGUUGCCUUUAUUUUGUUUUUGGAUAAAGAAUCUGCACAAAACUGUUCUCGGUCACUUAAUAACAAACAGUUGUUUGGAAGAGUAAUAAAAGCAAGUAUUGCCAUUGAUAAUGGAAGAGCAGCAGAAUUCAUUCGCAGGCGUAACUACUUUGAUAAGUCUAAGUGUUAUGAAUGUGGGGAAGCAGGACACUUAAGUUAUGCUUGUCCUAAAAAUAUGCUAGGAGAGCGGGAGCCACCAAAAAAAAAAGAAAAGAAGAAGAGAAAGAAAAUAGUUGAGCCAGAAGAAAUUGAGGAGGAAGAAGAAAGUGAAGAGGAAGGAGAAGACCCUGCUCUAGAUAGCCUCAGCCAAGCCAUAGCUUUUCAGCAAGCCAAAAUUGAGGAAGAACAACAAAGAUGGACGCAGACUGCAGGGGAAUCUUCAAUUUCAGAUGAUUCAAAACGUCCACGGAUUAAGAAAAGUGCUUAUUUCAGUGAUGAGGAAGAACUUAGUGAUUGAAAUAAUCCUGGUUUAUGUGCAUAUAUAAUAUACAUAGUGUACAUUUUGUAAAGUGCUACAAAGUUAUCUGUAAUACAGGUUUGUCUUGGUGUUGAAGACACUGAAAAUCAUGUUGUAGUUCUACCCUGCCCCCCGAACCUCCCAUCUUUUGAUAUCUCUCUCUCUCUCAAAACUUCACCUUUCAAGGCUGCUUCUUAAGAAAACGAUGUGUUUCUACACUUAAAUCCAGAAAAAUAUCUGGGAGAAUGCUUCUUGCAGUUAGUAUCUAGACCCAAACCCUGGGAGUGAACUCUUUCAUAAGAGAAUUUCCCAGGAUUUUUUUCCUAAGACAAGUUCCUCUUAGGAUCACUGUUGGCACCACUGAUGCUUUAUGUAUUGGUCUGUUUAUUGCUUGUUUGGAAACAGUGCUUUAGUAGUACUUUAGUAUAUGAAUCUUGCACUAGUUCCUCUGCAUAGGGUUAAAUUUCAGCCUUAAGCAUUGUACUAGUCUUUUAACUCUUCAUUCAGUAAUAUAAUAAAUUACUGUCACAUCA
This is a messenger RNA of Gymnogyps californianus (California condor), 1256 nucleotides long. It is a transcript of the gene ZCRB1, whose product is annotated as zinc finger CCHC-type and RNA binding motif containing 1. The transcript is spliced from 8 exons. Gene Ontology annotation, cellular component: U12-type spliceosomal complex. Bases 73 to 723 code for a protein of 216 amino acids. Gene Ontology annotation, molecular function: zinc ion binding; RNA binding. Lineage: Eukaryota; Metazoa; Chordata; Aves; Accipitriformes; Cathartidae. Gene Ontology annotation, biological process: mRNA splicing, via spliceosome. The record is from RefSeq and is a predicted model, not a curated record.